This is a messenger RNA of Syngnathoides biaculeatus (alligator pipefish), 2027 nucleotides long. It is a transcript of the gene tmpoa, whose product is annotated as thymopoietin a. The transcript is spliced from 9 exons. Gene Ontology annotation, molecular function: DNA binding. Lineage: Eukaryota; Metazoa; Chordata; Actinopteri; Syngnathiformes; Syngnathidae. Bases 203 to 1549 code for a protein of 448 amino acids. The record is from RefSeq and is a predicted model, not a curated record.
UAAGAACGCUACUCUCGCCACACGUGUCCACCUAGAAGCCAAUCACAGACAGGAAGUCACGCCCCAGGCUGACAGGCUCCUCCUACUUUUUUCGACAAGCACCUGGUCAACUCGGUGAAAAACGUGCUUAAGGGCAGUACUGGAAAGGAAGCGACUAACUAGUAAGCUAGCCAGUUCACGCCGGUUGCCGCGACCCGCCGUCAUGCCGGAAUACAUGGACGACCCGUCGCAGCUCACUAAGGACAAGCUUAAGAGCGAGUUGCUGGCCCACAACGUGGAGCUCCCGAGCGGCAACCACAACAAGGACGUGUACGUUCAGCUUUAUCUGGAAAACUUGACCGCGCAGAACAAGAAGCGCUCCGCCGCCGCGACUUUGGACGCCUUCUCCAGCGACGAGGAGCUGCCGCCGCCUGUGGUGUCCAGCAGGAGUCGCUCUUCCGGGAGAAAAGCACCCAGGAAAACUGACAAGAUUCAGACAGAAGAGCUGGAUGUGGCGGCGCUGACUGAUGAAUACCUGAGGGAUGAGCUGCUCAAGCAUGGAGUCGAUGCUGGGCCAAUUGUGGCAUCAACUCGCAAACUGUACGAGAAGAAAUUGAAGAAGCUACUCGAUGACGGUCCUGCACAGGCAACAAUAACAAAGAUAGUGGUCACAGAGAUCCAAGUGAACCAAAAUGGCAACUCUGAAUCUGACCUCUAUAGCGACAAGGAGGACGAUGUUAUAGCAGAACCGGAUCCCGAGCCAGUGGCUGAGCCUGAGCCUGAGCCUGAACCAGUUCCAGUGGUGGACAGGCCGAUUCGGAGCAGAGGGAAGACCCCAGUCACGACCCGCACUCACAGCAGUGGGCACAAGACUCUCCAUCAUAAACAAGUGGCAACAGAGGCUCUUCUCAACACAGCUCUGCUCGAGGAAGAGUUCGGACCUCUAACCGACCGGCCAAUUAAAAGGAGGCAACUGACAAUCCCAAACUUCCUGUCCAAAUGCAGCCCCGCGAAGGCGCGCAGGAGCACGUCGUCGCCGUUCAAGGAGAACAAUGUGUCGCAGGUGGAGAAGAUAGCAGCUGGUGACCAAACCCACAAAGUUGUUGAGAAGGAUGUUCUGAAAGAGCUGUUCUCCAAUGACGUGAAUAGUCCAACAGGGAUCGUAGCGACUUGCAGACGACCAAUCCGGGGAGCCGCCGGGCGCCCAGUGCGCUCCAGCGAUCUCUGGAACGACGAAAACUCGUACUUCUCUCCCAAAGCUACAAAAACCAUCAGCAACUCCAGCUCUUCCUCGUACACGGAGAGUCGCGUCAUCAACCGAGUCAACAGCUUGCCAAACUCCUCGUCUUCCUCCUCCAAACCUUUGUCCAGCACACCCUUACUCCUGUCUUCACCGCCCCCUACUGGUGCGAUGAAAGCGGCGUCCCCGGGGAUGUCUCUGUGGAAAAAGGUGCUCUUGCUGGCGAUCGUGGUGGCUUUCCUGUUCUUUAUUUACCAAGCCAUGGAAACCAACACCCUCAACCCGUUUUCAACGGAUCACUCGGAGGUGGCCAGUGGCGGCCGGGCGUAGAGAAUGCGGUGGGAGUGGACUGUUAUGCUCAUAACAUUUAAAUCAAUCUGUGAAUUGAAUCUUUUUUUUUUUUUUUUUUUCAUAGUUGGUCUGAAAUGAUCAUUGUUCACCAGUUUCCUCAAAUCGAUGUUGGCCCAUUAUGUGAGAGCACAACAAAGCCAGCCACUUAUAGAAAACCCCAAAUAUUGUAACUAAUAUGGACUCACUAAUAUCUCUUUUUAUUUUUAUUUUUUAACUUGCAUGGCGUGAUUGAAUUUUACUGUGGUUGAGACAUUGCUUGUCACAGUAGAUAAUAGAUGGGUGGGUUUGUUUAUUUUUUUUUUUUACUCGAGCCAGCUUUCAAGGCUUAUCCAAAUAAAAUGUAAACCUUCUAGUUUUCUUAAACUCUUUAUAAUGUUGCAUUCUAUCUCAUGAUGUGUUCAUGUCACAAUUAUUGCAAUACAGUAUUGAAUUUACUCAAUAAACUAUAGAUAUGUCA